UGGGGGGGCACGGGGGCUUGGGGACAGAGCGGAGCGCGGGACCCCAGGGGUGGGGGGGAUGUCACGCUCCAGCAGCCACCCCCAGUUCCUGGAGCCCCCGUUUCCCACCAGGACAAGCCGUGCCUGGACCGCUCAACCCUCCAGGCCAGCGUCCUGCCUGUGCCCAGCCCCGUGCCAACACCCCACGGCAGCCCACGCUCCCCCCCUUGGCAUCGCUCCCCUGUGACUCUCACAUGGGGUGGGAGACGCAAACAGCAGCCCCGGGUGGGCUGGGGUCUCCUGGAAGCGCCGGGUGUCCCCAACCAGCCCCUGCUCGCAGCCCGACUCUCCUCCCACCCCCAGGUGCUGUCCCCAGCCCUGUGUCACCAGCGCUGAGCGGAGCACGGCUAUUUCUGUCACCCGGCGGGCAGAUGCUGGCCACAAAGCUAGAGACGUGGGACACGGCUCCGGAGCAGGGUCGUGGCUGCCUCUCCUUCCCCCCUGGGGCUGGGUUUGUGCUCUCAGCGCAGCUCUCGGUAUCGGUGCAGCACAUGCUCAAACCACAGGUUGCAGAGCUCCGAGACACCGGUGGCUCUGCAGCCUCUGGGCGAGGACGGGAGAGGUCCUGCAGUGCAAUGGAGAAGGCGAACCCCAGCCCCACCGCCAUGGAGACAGCGGCCACCACCGACUUCUACUCCUGGGAGUACGACCCCUCCUGGGACGACGGCAUGCUGCCCGAGCUGUGCGAGAAGCAGGAGGUGCAGGGCUUCGCCCGCACCUACCAGCCGGCCGUCUACCUGCUGCUCCUGCUCCUGGGCACGGUGGGCAACGGGCUGGUGCUGCUCACGCACACCCGCUACCGCCGGGCGCACAGCGUCACCGACGUCUGCCUCCUGCACCUCGCCCUGUCCGACCUCCUGCUGCUCCUCACGCUGCCCUUCACCGUCACCGUCACGCUGCAGGGCUGGGCCCCGGGCACGGCCGCCUGCAGGGCGCUGCAGGGCAUUUACGCCCUCAACUUCUACGGAGGCUUCCUCUUCCUCACCUGCAUCAGCGUGGACCGCUACGUGGCCAUCGUGCGGGUGCCGGCCGCUUGCCGCCUGCGCCCGCGGGCUCGCCGCCAUGGCUGGCUGACGGCGGGGCUGGCCUGGCUGCUGGCCACCCUGCUGGCGCUGCCCCAGUUCGUCUACGGCCGAGCGGAGCAGCACCAGGACCUCCGGAUUUGCCGCGUCGUCUUCCCCCCGGCGGUCUCGCGGGCGGCCCGGGGGGCCACCAACCUGGCGCAGGUCGUGCUGGGCUUCGCGCUGCCCUUCCUGGUGAUGGCGAGCUGCUACGCGGCCGUGGCUCGGACGCUGCUGGCGGCUCGCGGCACCCAGCCCCACCGGGCGCUGCGGGUGCUGCUGGCCCUCGUGCUGGUCUUCGUGGCCCUGCAGCUGCCCCACAGCCUGAUGGUGCUGCUGGAUACGGCCGAGCUGCUGGCCAGCUGGGAGGUGAGCUGCGCCCAGAGCCGCCGCAAGGACCUGGCGCUGCUGGUCACCGGCGGGCUGGCGUACCUGCGCUGCUGCCUCAACCCCCUGCUCUACGCCUUCCUGGGGCAGCGUUUCCGCCGGGAGCUGUGGCUGCUGGCCAGCGAUGCCGGCUGCGUGGGGCCCAUCGACCCGCGCUGCCCCGGCUGCCCCAGUCCCCGCCGGCGUUCGUCGCUCUCCACCUGCCAGGACGUGGCGUAGGGACGCGGUGCCCGUGCCCGGGGCAGGUACCGGCACCCUUGGGGCUCAACACCCCGCUUUUGGGGGAGCUUGAACCACCCUCAGUGCCCGUGGAGCUGCCUGGCAGGGGCAGGACGGACAGAGCGCACGCCUGGGCAGACGGACGAGGAGCCCCGCAGCAUCCUGCCCAGCGCUGGGACGGGGACGAUGCCCUGAGCUCGGGGGGACCGUGCAACGCCAGCUGCCUUCUGGAAGGACCGUGCAAUGUCACCCACGGCU
Molecule: messenger RNA, 1964 nt
Organism: Cygnus olor (mute swan)
Lineage: Eukaryota; Metazoa; Chordata; Aves; Anseriformes; Anatidae
Gene: CCR10
Product: C-C motif chemokine receptor 10
Exons: 2
Coding region: 234-1706 (490 amino acids)
Biological process (GO): immune response; chemotaxis; G protein-coupled receptor signaling pathway
Cellular component (GO): membrane
Molecular function (GO): C-C chemokine receptor activity
Source: RefSeq, a predicted model, not a curated record